Molecule: messenger RNA, 3151 nt
Organism: Dermacentor andersoni
Lineage: Eukaryota; Metazoa; Arthropoda; Arachnida; Ixodida; Ixodidae
Source: RefSeq, a predicted model, not a curated record
UGAAAGCAUCGCUGCCAAAAUGGAAUGCCAAUGCCACGCCCUUUCCAAGGUCGUCUGUCAGGUCGAGGUUGGCAUGCAGUGCAGCGUGCCUCUGGCUGACAAGUCUGUCGAGUGCUUGUUCAAAGCAACGACUGAGUCUAGGAGUGCGCAGACUACGGAGACUCUGGAGCAGUUAAGCUCUACUCCAGCACUUGGGCCUUCUAUCUCUCCAUCAACUGCCAAAUGUGACAACUCAAAGCAAGGAUGCCUCCACCAAUGUCACUUAUGUGACUAUACGACUGAUAAACUGUCUCAUCUGGAAACACAUGCCAGCACCCACACCGGCGAGAAGCAAUUUCAGUGCCCUUCAUGCUCUCGGAGUUUUUCAGAGAAGUGCAACCUUAGGAGACACAUGCACAUCCAUACAGGCGAGAAGCCAUAUCAGUGCCCUUCAUGUUCUUACAGCUGCUCACGAAAGGGCAGCCUUAUGACACACCUGCGCAUCCACACAGGCGAGAAGCCUUUUCAGUGCCCUUCAUGCUCUCGGAGCUUCUCAGGAAAAAGCCACCUGACAGAGCACCUGCGCACCCACACAGGCGAGAAGCCAUUUAAGUGCCCUUCAUGUCUUCAAAGCUUUUCACAAAAGGCCAGCCUGAAAGCCCACCUACGCACCCACACAGGCGAGAAGCCAUAUCAGUGCCAUUCAUGCUCUCAAAGCUUUGCACAAAUGGGCAACCUUUUGAAACACCUGUCCACCCACACAGGCGAGAAGCCAUUUCAAUGUCCUUCGUGCUCUCGGAGCUUCUCACAAAAGGCCCACCUGAAAGUCCACCUGCGCACCCACACAGGCGAGAAGCCUUUUCAGUGCCCCUCAUGCUCUUGGAGCUUCUCACGAAAGACCUAUCUAACUCAGCACCUGCGCACCCACACAGGUGAGAAGCCAUAUCAGUGUCCUUCAUGCCAUCAGAGCUUCACACAUAAGUCCAACCUGAUAUCCCACCUGCGCACACACACAGGCCAGAAGCCAUAUCAGUGCCCUUCAUGCUCUCACAGUUGCUCACAAAAGAGCAACCUUAUGGAACACAUGCGCACCCACACAGGUGAGAAGCCAUUUCAGUGCCCUUUUUGCCCUCAGAGCUUCUCACAAAAGACCCACCUGCAAGGCCAUGUGCGAACCCACACAGGCGAGAAGCCAUUUGAGUGCCCUUCAUGCUCUCAGAGCUUCUCACAUAAGACCUACCUCAAAACCCACCUGCGCACUCACACAGGUGAAAAGCCAUUUCAGUGCCCUUCGUGCUUUCGGAGCUUCUCACGUAAGGCCUACCUGAAAGAGCACAUGGGCACCCACACAGGUGAGAAGCCAUUUCAAUGCCCUACAUGCCUUCAGCGCUUCUUACGAAAGGCCAGCCUGAAAUCCCACCUGCGCACCCACACAGGUGAAAAGCCAUAUCAGUGCCCUUUAUGCCUCCAGAGCUUCUCGUUGAAGAGUGCCAUGAAGGUGCAUGAGCGCAUUCAUACGGGUGACCGGCCAUACAGUUGCACCGUCUGCUCUAGGUCUUUUAAGCAGUCUCAUCACUUAAGUAGACAUAUGAAAGCACAGCACCAUGAUACUGUAGGGGAGGUCGACAACCAUGUUGAACUGGAGCCAAUUAAAAAUCUACAGGCGUGUAGCAUGCUAGAUAGCAGCAGGUAACACAAUUGUCUCCAUGUGCUCUUGAAGGGACACUGCAGCAAAUAUUAAGCCAAGCGAAAGGGAUAGAUUAGUGCUUGAGAAUCUCUUUAAGGCAUCAAUAUUAUCGCCAACAGAGCCUUAAUAAUUGAAAAACUAAAGAAAAUGCUGGACAUGAUUGACUCUGCCAGGACAUUCAAGUACAUGCCCAAUGACGAAAGCACUCCUCACUUAAAUUAUGUCACUAGUACUCAACCACUAAUUGCAAAAAACAUUGUUGUAUUGUAUUAUAAGGCAAAAUAAAAUGCUACUUCUCCAGUUCUAUUUUAUCUUCAGAAAAAAAGAACUCAUUGAAAUUACCCUUGACAACGAUGCAGGCAGUUGAAAGGGUUUGCUUUUGCUCUACUCUGCACCACCCACACUUUAGCGUUUCAGCAGUUUCGUUAUCGCGCAGUGCUGGACUGGUUUUGCUGGUUCACGAAAUCUGCACAAACUGCAAGUAGCAGCGAAUUCAACGUCCAUGUUAUGUCGUGGGAUGCCCAAACGGUUCACAACAUUUGACCAAAAAGCAGCUGCUGCGGCGAAUCCACUGCUCUGUCUUGGCUCGGUGCUGCCGCCAUUUAUCGAAUGCCGUUUACCUCACUGAUGGCAGCUUCGGGCGGUGAUGGCAUAUGCAAUGGCACCACUCCCCCGGUUGUGUGGCGGGAGAUUUGAGUUUCUAAAAGGGCAUUUGUGCGGACCCUUAAGAUGCAAUUUUCUCAGAUGUAAACUAAGUCCUUUCUUGGCAUGGAACAAGUGUUGUGAUGUUUUUGGAAUGGUGUUUAAGCAGUCCACGUCGAGUUAUUAUUUGCCUUUAGUGUCUAAACCACUUUUUUUUGGGGUUACCAUAUUUCCUCUAGAUCUCUUCGCAGCAUGUCAUAGUACAUAGAGCAAAAGAAAUUAUGAAAACUGACCCACACAAUGCCGUUACAACUGAGCAAAAACAUAAAUAUACAGUUUCACCUCUACGUAAUGACAGGAAAAUCAAUAAUUUGCUUUGUUAAAUUGCGGCUUUUCAUUACGCGAAAAGUAUUCAAUGUUCAACCUUAUCUAACAAAUUACUGCUUGCAUGCCCCUAUAAACUAUGUAUGUUCAUUGUAAUAAUUAUUAUUACACUACAGAUGUCUGAGUGAUCUGCUUUCUAAGCUCUGUAUUUUUUUUCCCCUGUAUUCUCUUUUGGUACAUACGAACUUAUUCUGUUUGACCCAUUCAUGUAUUUGUUGCCUCUAGGUUUUCGUAUACGUGGUUCAUCCUGGAGACUUCUGAUCUUAUUCUAUUUGCGCUCUUUUUUUACAGAUUGGUAGUUUUUUAGAGGAAUUGAUUGUUCAAUAAGUUAGCUUUCCACUGUUUGUUUUAUCAGAGCACCAAAUAAAUGCCUGUGUUUAAUGAGUAUUCAUUGGCUGUUCGGGUGUAUUUUAGUACUUGAAGCAUGUGGUAUCGUGAUGUUAGCAUUUUAUUGUAUCG